AUGUCGGCUGCCACGACCGAGCUUUCGUACCUCAAGUCGCUCGUCCACGAGCUGAACGAAAAGAUUGCCGUGCUGGAAGGCAAGGCACCUGCUGCGCGCAACGACGGCGUGCGCAUGGUGCUCGUCGGCCCGCCCGGUGCCGGCAAGGGCACGCAGGCGCCCAAGAUCCUGGAGCGCUUCCAGAACAUGGUGUGCCACCUCGCCACGGGCGAUCUGCUGCGCCAGCAGGUGGCGCUCGGCACGGACCUCGGCAAGGAGGCGAAGAAGAUCAUGGACCAGGGCGGCCUUGUCAAGGACGAGAUCAUGAUCGGCAUGAUCAAGGACCAGCUUGAGACGAACCGCUCGUGCCAAAAGGGCUUCAUCCUCGAUGGCUUCCCGCGCACGACGCCGCAGGCCGAGAAGCUCGACCAGAUGCUCCGCGAGCGCCAGCAGAAGCUUGACCACGUCGUCGAGCUGCAGAUCCCCGACGAGCUCCUGAUCAGCCGCAUCACGGGCCGCCUCAUCCACCCUGCCAGUGGCCGCAGCUACCACAAGCUCUUCAACCCGCCGAAGAAGCCCAUGACGGACGACGUGACGGGCGAGCCGCUCGUGCAGCGCUCGGACGACAACGAGGAGGCGCUCCGCAAGCGUCUCGCGACGUACCACAAGCAGACGACGGCUGUGACGGACUACUACAAGAAGUUUGGUAUCUGGUCGCCCGUCGAUGCCACGCAGUCGCCCAGCGCCGUAUGGCACUCGAUCAGCGCGAUCUUCAACAAGGGCGCCUAA
Molecule: messenger RNA, 768 nt
Organism: Malassezia restricta
Lineage: Eukaryota; Fungi; Basidiomycota; Malasseziomycetes; Malasseziales; Malasseziaceae
Product: adenylate kinase
Exons: 1
Coding region: 1-768 (255 amino acids)
Biological process (GO): ADP biosynthetic process
Cellular component (GO): cytoplasm; mitochondrion
Molecular function (GO): AMP kinase activity; ATP binding
Source: RefSeq, a predicted model, not a curated record